AGAGUUCACUUCCCCUUGAGCUGUUGGAAGAAUAGAGAGCAAACCCCACGUCGAACUAUACCUACCUCGUCAAGACAUUCCAAUAGAAGUUGUUAAAACUCAGAAUAAAAACUCUUAAAAACAAUCCAGUGUGGAGCCCUGGACCUGUGAGAGUGCAGCCGGAGAGAACUGACGUGUCACUCACGAAGAAAACGCAUCGGUCAGGUUUUUUUUGUUGGACCCUUUGAACCUUUGAUCUACCUGGAUGUUGGAGCCUGGAUCGAGACAUUGAUGGCGAGCCACAGCCCAGAGGAGAACUAGAGAUACGGCGCCUGCAGAUUUCAACACUUCAUUACACACACACGCACCCACCACCAACUGUGCGGUAGGACAAACUCUCUCCACUUCCACAGUGGACCAAACUGAACUGAAACUGAAACAGAAUUGAAGUGACUGAGAACGGGGGGAAAUUCCGAACUUUAAAUCACAGCUUUUCCAUGCUGCUUAUGUCGAGAAAGAGGAAGUGAGAGGGAGGCACGGAACGCCCCACACGGUGCUGAACGCCCCACAGCAGCAUGAGAAGGGGAAGUGUGAACAACAGCAAAGUUCACAUUUAACACUGAAAAACAAAGACGAGCAGGUUAUUCUCCCAGAGCAGGUCAGAUCUGAAGUGUCCCAGGAUGGCUCAAGGCUGCCUCAAGUGUUUGAAGUACACCAUGUGUUUCGCCAACUUCCUCAUUUUUAUGUCUGGCGUGGCGGUGCUGGGCUUCGGUGUGUACAUGACGGUGAAUUUCAAGAUGACCGCACUCACCCCGACCUUGGCCAGCUUCAACUUAGCCAACAUGCUGCUGGUAAGCGGCAUCAUCGUCACCUGCGUGUCCUUCCUGGGCUUCUUGGGUGCUCUGAAGGAGAACCGCUGUAUCCUUCUGACGUUCUUCCUGCUGCUGUUCAUCCUAAUGCUGGUGGAGCUGACUGCAGCAUGCCUGCUACUCAUGUAUGAGGGAGAGAUUGGUGCAAUGGUGAAAGAGGAUCUCACCAAGGGUUUGGAAAAGGCAAAAGGGUCAAACUCAACGAGUGAUUGGGAUAUGGUUCAGAAGACGCUUGAUUGCUGUGGAGUCAAUAAUGUGACAGACUGGGGAUCCGUCGUGCCUGCUACUUGCUGCUUGGAUUGUGACGCCACACCACCUACCUACAGAACAAAGGGUUGUUUGGUAAAGUUGAAGAACUGGUUUGAGGAGAACUUCCUAACCAUCGGGAUAUCUGUCAUUGUCCUCUGCAUCAUCGAGGUCUUGGGAAUGUGUUUCGCCAUGACGCUCUUCUGCCACAUUAGCAGAUCUGGCCUGGGCUACAAGUUGUAGACAGUACUAUAUGUCGAACAAUGUCUUUAUCUACAUAUUUCAUAGUUGAUUUGUUGUACAGUUUUCAGUUUUUACAAGGCAAGAAUGGAAUGAAAAGGAUGUUUCUGGAAAAACAUUUAAGAUAAAAAAAUUUGGUGAAGUCUAAAUCACACACACACAAAAAUGUUUCAGACAUGGCCUUCUAUAAUUUUGAGCGAACAAGCUAUGUCAAAUGCUAUUUCAGUCUGGGCUGUGUGGCAUAAAAGCCACUUGUUGCCGGGUUCCGCUCAACUUUUCUACGUUGUACAUCUUUUGAAGGGAAUAAAUACGAAAAUCUAUUUUCAUGUACAAUAUUACAUAUCUACAGUAUCUUUUUUUCCCCACAAACUUAACUUUUGGGAAGUCCUGAUACACCAAUAAAGUAUUGUUUACAGUA
This is a messenger RNA of Perca flavescens (yellow perch), 1752 nucleotides long. Its product is annotated as leukocyte surface antigen CD53. Gene Ontology annotation, cellular component: plasma membrane. The record is from RefSeq and is a predicted model, not a curated record. The transcript is spliced from 10 exons. Lineage: Eukaryota; Metazoa; Chordata; Actinopteri; Perciformes; Percidae. The coding region runs from base 660 to 1337 and encodes 225 amino acids.